Orbicella faveolata is the source of this 2992-nucleotide messenger RNA. RefSeq lists its product as uncharacterized. The record is from RefSeq and is a predicted model, not a curated record. Lineage: Eukaryota; Metazoa; Cnidaria; Anthozoa; Scleractinia; Merulinidae.
UAAACUUUUCAAGAUGUGCAGCCGUGCCGUAGCUCCUUUAAAAACAGUUCACCAACGGCUGUCUAAAGCCCUGUCAUCUCCAACUAUUUUGCAUUUCCCUUGAGACCCAACGUAUAUAUUUCCAAAUAGCGGGCCGGGGUUGUGUAUUCAUUCAUUUUCACGGAAAGGUACAAUGGGAGGUACAAUAGAUUACGUAAUAUUACGCGUUACUUGGGGAAUGUCAAACAAGAAGUAAAAGGGAAUCAGGUGCCAAAUUGAAAUGGGACGACAUAAAAGUGCAAAAUGAAAUGGUGGAAUGAAGGAUGUAAAAACAAUUUUAGAGUCAUUUUAAUUGAGUCUGUGUGACAUACAGGUACAGCGAGGCGGCUUGGGAACUACCAUGAAACUGAACCUUGCCUUGUUGAUUAUUUUGCUGAUGGCGGAUACCUGUUGGAGUCAAUGCAGAACGACGAAUUGGCGAGGAUCGUUUGACAAAAAGGGAUGGUCCACUUGUGACUCAAAUACCGAGUAUGUGACCGGUUUGUAGGAUAGAAAUGCCAGGACUGCUUCUGACUCAAUUGACCAGCUGGAAGAAGCGAGGUGUUGCAAGGCUCCUGCGCCAAACCAAGACAGAGCAUCAACUUGUACGAAUGCGAACUGGUGGGUGGAGUUUGACAGGUUAGUGAAAUCAGUUAAAAUUUAUAACUAUUAAGAAACUUAAAUUUAAAAUGUGUUGGGCAUGAUUUUAUUAAAAAUGAACACCGCUUAAGGGACCUGGAACCAGGAAACUUUUUAACGAAGUUUCAGUUUUUAAUUAUUUCGGUUGGGACAAAUGCAAUUAGCCUGAGAAGGACUCUGCAAAUGUUUUAUCUCUAAAUUCUUUUCAAUACAACGAAUUCAACAAACUCUUUGUGCUGUUUUGGGAUACAAUCUUGAAUCAAACGAAAAAAUGACAGAGGUAAUUUACAAGCAGUGUGAACUCGCUGUCUGUUACAAUCGCAAGAAAAGAGGAGUCAUAAGAUCUUUCUACGUAGUGACAUGGUUCAGUACACACAAUAACAUGUCCGUUUUGGCCAUAGCCUCUUAAAUCAACUUAUCUUGUAUUCAUCAGGAAUUUCCACUGGGCGGUUUGUCCAAUCGGAUACUUUAUUCAGGGACUGUACCGUACCCAGGAUGAUUCGCUUCACAACAUCGAGGAAGGCCGCUGUUGUAAACCCACAAACUUGCCUAGUAGUUAUCUCCACUGUUAUGAAUACCACAGGGUCAGAUUAUCUUUCGACAACAUAGGCUGGAGCAACUGCACGACAGCGGUUAUUACCUGACAGGUAUCCACAGGGGAGGCUACGACAAACUGUACUGCAUCAAAGCGUUCAAAUGUUGCAGCAUGUACGACGGCUGCAAGCUUGCCACCUGGUGGGGAGGCUUUGACAAGAAAGGCUGGAUUCAGUGUGACUCGUCGACGCAUUAUAUUACUGGGAUUUGGAGGAAUACUAAUACGGGAUUCAGCGACACGAUCCGUUUACUGGAGAAAGCAAAAUGUUGUCCUGCUCUUCCUCCGAAUCAGGACACGUCAUCGUCGUGUAAAAACACCAACUGGUGGGCAGCCCUUGAUUAUUAUCCAAGGUACCAUGUCUCGGCAGCGGAUAUUCAAAUAUUAUGUAAUCCAGUCCUCUUUCUAAUAUUUGUUCUUGUUAGCACGAACACAUGGGCUGUUUGUCCAAAUGGUUACUUUGUCCAAGGUUUCUACCAGACUGAUGGUGAUUGGUUACAUAACAUCGAAGAGGCCAAAUGUUGUAAACCAAACGCACUUCCAGAUAGAUACGAACAUUGCUAUAACGAGAAUGUAGGGAGUUCAUUUGACAAAAGUGGACUUAGCAAGUGCAAGAAAGAUGGUUACUAUUUGGCUGUGACAGACUCUACUGUUUUGAAUGGUUCAAAUGCUGCAAGAUGAACAUAGGUGAGAAACAUCAAUUUGAGUAGAGUAUUUGCAAUUUAAGCUAUGUUUUCUUUUUCUUAACCCGACACGAUCUGGGAGUCAUUCAUGCAUGCGAAUGACCGUUGAAAAACCCGACCCGCCUGCAUUUCAAGGAAUAUUUAAUGCCAAUGUAUAUUUAGUGAGCUGGCAGUACAUACUGAAAGCAAAAUGAUAAUUUUUACGAGUGGACCGCUGCAAGGUUUCAGACUUUUUUUCUGUUAAUUUUGCAUGCAGUCAGCAAGGAGGCGGCGAAGAUGAUUGACGUCCACCAAAACUUAGGUUUUGUCUAGACUGAAGGUCGCGCGUGAUUUAUAACCGCUGUAAUUAAACUGAAAAUUGCAAGGUCUCAGAGUUCUUUUUUUCUGGUAAAAUUACGUCUUCUUUAAAAUGAUCUCUUAAACUACCUGCAACACUCACUCAUGAUCCCUCCUCCCUCCUGUGACUGGAGCAUAAGGUUGCAAACCACCACUUAAGCCAUCGGAUAUUUAGAUACAGCGUCCGAAUUGUGAUUCAAAGACGUGAAGUGAGUAAAACAAUGUAAGAAAGAAAGUAUGAAUGCAGACCAAAACAAAGUUGUAUUUAGUAUGUGGGAAAGAUAAAUAGCUAAGAACAGAAACACUUGGAGCUGUUGCCGUUCCAACUGAGAAAACAAACUCAACUUCCUGUUUGUAAAAUCUUAAAUAGGAAAUGUCAAAUGUGGUACAAAGGCUCGAAGCUCCAGAAUCGUUGGAGGCACUAAGGCUCAACCAGGAGCUUGGCCAUGGCAAGUGAAGUUUAAUUACAAUCACACUCAUUGGUGUGGAGGCUCGAUUGUGGGCCCGCAGUGGAUUGUGUCAGCGGCCCAUUGUUUCAAUUAUACCAAAGAGCAAUACACUAUUGUUGCAGGUAAGGUAUACAUGCUGCGUCCACAACACGAAAACAAGCCAUUUAGGAGACGUGUUUGAUUAUGGGAAAUGUAGAGUUGAAUUGAUAUGGCUGAAGCUAUAAUGGCGUUGUGAUUAUUGGGUACUAAAACUCCAGAUAUCCUCUGUUAUUCAC